CAACCAGCAGACUGGAAGCUUGACUAGCAUCAAAAUGCCUUUUCCCUUCUUAUCACUUCCCUUCGAGAUUAGGCUCCUCAUUUACGCAUUUUACAUCAAUGCUCAAACCCAAACAAAACAUUACAUCAAUUCCGAAACCUACAUAGAGCGUUGCACCCGUCGAUCAUUCACGAUCAAUGCAUUUGAGCUUCUCCAACGCACCCUUGAACGACGAUACCGCCAUUUACUGCGAGCUGGAUGGAUUUCAUUAUGUCUCGCGAGCCACCAACUCUACGAAGAAAUGCUUCCCUUCAUACACUGCCAUCCCAUCAGACUGACUCUCGUCGAUGACCUCUUCUUCAACCACGCCCAGGAUCAACUCUUUCACUGGCCAAGUCAGCAUCCUUGGCUAGUAGCCAAUGUCAAGGAGAUUCGCCUCCACUUGACGUUCUCCGGCCGCCAAUUUAGAGCGUAUGGCACAGAAUUAGAACAAGCAGCCGAGAACGAUCUAUUGUACGACAUGCCUAGCCUCACGUCUGUGUAUCCAUCAGAGAUGAGCGUUCGAUUGAUGAUAUCUGGCGACCUGUAAUUGGGAAAGAAAGAAUUCGGUUUCAAGAGAAGAACAAUCUCUCCAAAC
Mollisia scopiformis is the source of this 616-nucleotide messenger RNA. RefSeq lists its product as uncharacterized. Bases 35 to 568 code for a protein of 177 amino acids. The transcript has a single exon. The record is from RefSeq and is a predicted model, not a curated record. Lineage: Eukaryota; Fungi; Ascomycota; Leotiomycetes; Helotiales; Mollisiaceae.